Messenger RNA from Brassica napus (rape), 915 nucleotides. RefSeq lists its product as uncharacterized. Bases 1 to 915 code for a protein of 304 amino acids. The transcript is spliced from 2 exons. The record is from RefSeq and is a predicted model, not a curated record. NCBI's taxonomy places the organism in Eukaryota, Viridiplantae, Streptophyta, Magnoliopsida, Brassicales, Brassicaceae.
AUGUCUUCCUCAUCAAGUGAUAAAGUAGAUGAAGCGUUAGAUGAAAUUGUCGACGAAGUAGUCGAUAAUUACAUCGACUCAGUGGUUAAUGCUCAAACCAACAAGCCGAAGCGACGAAGUUAUAUCGAAAGAGAGCGGGAAGUAGGACACAAACAACUAUGGAAGGAUUAUUUCGCGGAAAAUCCAACAUACCAGCCGGAAAUGUUUAGGCGCCGUUUUCGAAUGAACAAAACAUUGUUCCUUCGCAUAGUCCAAAGCCUAAGUACUGAACUGCCAUACUUUCAGCAAAGAAGAAAUGCUCAUGGAAGGUUGGGGCUAUCUGCACUUCAAAAGUGUACGGCAGCAAUACGUAUGCUGGCAUACGGACAAUCGGGAGAUAUGUAUGACGAAUAUCUUCGACUAGGUGAAAGUACUUCACGUUUAUGUUUGGAUAAUUUCACUAAUGGGAUUAUACAAUUGUUUGGAGCUGAGUAUUUAAGAAGACCUACACCGGCGGAUCUUCAACGAUUACUCGAUGUUGGAGAGGCACGGGGGUUUUCAGGGAUGAUAGGCAGCAUCGAUUGUAUGCAUUGGGAGUGGAAAAACUGCCCAACGGCUUGGAGAGGGCAGUUUACACUUGGUUCAGGAAAGCCGACAAUUGUCUUAGAAGCUGUGGCAUCACAGGAUCUUUGGAUAUGGCACACAUUUUUCGGUUUACCAGUCGAGAACGAAAGAGACGGAUACAAUCAAAUUGAUACAUCAGAGAUCGAGUCGGGAGAGUCAAGCAGAAGUUCCCAGGUGCGAAGAAAAGAAAGUUUGAAUGUCCAUAAUAUGCUUGGCAUUCGCACUGAAGUUCGAAAUUCAGAUAAACAUGAUCGUUUGAAAGCUGAUAUCAUCGAAAUUAUCUGGCAAAUGUUUGGUAAUGUAGAUGAUUGA